CCCUCCGACUCUCCUGUCGUGCUGUUCGCCGCGCGACGGCCCCCGGCCCGGAGACCCCAGACCCGCGCACCGCCGACCCACCGCGGCCCGCUCGCCCGGCGCCAUGGCCUCCUCGACCGCCGCCGCCGCCGCCGCGGCCCCCGCCUUGCAGCGAGGCAUCGUCAAGAUGGUUCUUUCAGGCUGUGCCAUCAUAGUUCGAGGACAGCCGCGCGGAGGACCACCUCCCGAGAAACAGAUCAAUCUCAGCAACAUCCGGGCCGGGAAUCUCGCACGCCGGGCCGCAGCAGGGCAGCCGGACAGCAAGGACACGCCGGAUGAGCCCUGGGGAUUUCCGGCCCGUGAGUUCCUGCGGAAGAAGCUCAUUGGGAAGGAGGUGUGCUUCACGGUGGAGUACAAGACCCCACAAGGCCGCGAGUAUGGAAUGGUCUACCUGGGCAAAGAUACAACCGGGGAGAACAUUGCGGAGUCGCUGGUGGCAGAAGGACUGGCCAGCCGCCGGGAGGGAAUCCGUGCCAGCAACCCCGAGCAGAGCAGAUUGGCCGAGCUGGAGGAGCAAGCCAGGAUUGCCAAGAAGGGCAUGUGGAGCGAAGGGUCAGGUGCUCACACGGUGCGGGACCUCAAGUACACCCUGGAGAACCCCCGCCACUUCGUGGACUCCAUGCACCAGAAGCCUGUGAAUGCCAUCAUCGAGCACGUCCGCGACGGCAGCGUGGUCCGAGCCCUGCUUCUCCCCGACUACUACCUGGUCACGGUCAUGCUUUCCGGCAUCAAGUGCCCCACGUUCAAGCGGGAGGCGGACGGCACGGAGACGCUGGAGCCCUUCGCGGCGGAGGCCAAGUUCUUCACGGAGUCGCGGCUGCUGCAGCGAGAUGUGCAGAUCGUCCUGGAGAGCUGCCACAACCAGAACAUCCUGGGCACGCUCCUGCACCCGAAUGGGAACAUCACGGAGCUGCUCCUGAAGGAGGGGUUUGCGCGCUGCGUUGACUGGUCCAUUGCCGUCUACACGCGAGGUGCUGAGCAGCUGCGAGCGGCUGAAAGGUACGCGAAAGAGCGCAAGCUGCGGAUCUGGAGGGAUUAUGUGCCCCCCACAGCCAGCCUGGAUCAGAAGGACAAGCAGUUUGUGGCCAAGGUGAUGCAGGUGCUCAAUGCGGAUGCCGUUGUGGUGAAGCUCAGCUCCGGGGACUGUAAAACCAUCCACCUAUCCAGCAUCCGCCCACCUCGGUUGGAAGGUGAAGCUGCCCAGGACAAGAACCGGAAGCUCCGCCCCCUCUAUGACAUCCCCUACAUGUUCGAGGCCCGGGAGUUCCUGCGCAAGAAGCUGAUCGGCAAGAAGGUGAACGUCACAGUGGACUACAUCCGGCCGGCCAGCGGUGCGACGGACACCGUGCCCGCCUUCUUGGAGCGCACCUGUGCCACGGUCACCAUCGGCGGCAUCAACAUCGCAGAAGCCCUGGUCAGCAAGGGGCUGGCCACAGUCAUCCGCUACCGGCAGGACGACGACCAGCGUUCCUCGCACUACGACGAGCUGCUGGCAGCCGAGGCCCGGGCUAUAAAGAAUGGCAAGGGACUGCACAGCAAGAAGGAGCUGCCGAUCCAUCGGGUGGCCGACAUCUCUGGGGACACCCAGAAGGCCAGGCAGUUCCUGCCCUUCCUGCAGCGAGCCGGCCGCUCGGAGGCUGUGGUGGAGUUCGUCUUCAGCGGCUCGCGCCUCAAGCUGUACAUGCCGAGGGAGACCUGCCUCAUCACCUUCUUGCUCGCAGGCAUCGAGUGCCCCCGAGGAGCGCGGAACCUGCCCGGCCUCGUCCACGAGGGGGAGCCCUUCAGCGAGGAGGCCACGCUCUUCACCAAGGAGCUGGUGCUGCAGCGCGAGGUGGAGGUGGAGGUGGAGAGCAUGGACAAGGCCGGGAACUUCAUUGGGUGGCUGCACAUCGACGGUGUCAACCUCUCGGUGGCCCUGGUGGAGCAGGCGCUCUCCAAAGUGCACUUCACGGCGGAGCGCAGCAACUACUACAAGCCCCUGGUGGCCGCCGAGGAGGCCGCCAAGCAGAAGAAGGAGAAGGUGUGGUCGCAGUACGAGGAGGCCCCUGCGGAGGACGUGGUGGCCGUCCCCGAGGAGAAGGAGCGCAGCGUCAGCCACAGGCCUGUUUUCGUCACCGAGAUCACGGACGAGCUGCACUUCUACGUGCAGGACGUGGAGACAGGAACGCAGCUGGAGAAGCUGAUGGAGACCAUGCGGAGCGAGCUGGCCGCCCGGCCACCCGUGGAGGGCUCGUACACGCCGCGCCGCGGGGACUUCUGCAUCGCCAAGUUUGUCGACGGAGAGUGGUACCGAGCGCGUGUGGAGAAGGUGGAGGCCGCGAGCAAAGUGCACGUCUUCUACAUCGACUAUGGCAACAAGGAGACGCUGCCCUCCGCCCGCCUGGCCGCCCUCCCGCAGGCGUUCAGCACCCGCAUCCUGCCCGCCCAGGCCUCCGAGUACAAGUUCGCCUUCAUCCAGGUGCCGCAGGAUGAGGAGGCCCGGGCAGAUGCGGUGGACAGCCUGGUCCGGGACAUCCAGAACACGCAGUGCCUGCUGAAUGUGGAGCACGCCGGCCCCGGCUGCCCCCACGUCACGCUGCAGUUCGCCGACUCCAAGGGCGACGUGGGGCUGGGGCUGGUGAAGGAGGGGCUGGUCAUGGUGGAGCCGCGCAAGGAGAAGCAGUUCCAGAAAGUGAUUACGGAGUACCUGAAUGCCCAGGAGGUGGCCAAGAGUGCCCGGUUGAACUUGUGGCGUUACGGAGACUUCCGGGCGGACGACGCGGACGAAUUUGGCUACAGCCGCUGAGCGCCCGCCCAGCCAGCGCCCGGCCCCGCACCUCGCUCGCCCGGCCCGUUCGCACCAUCCCGAACGCCGCCCGCCCGGCUGACCGCCCAGGGGCCGCUCCGGCAGCGGGGCCGGCGGCCUGGUUCGCCUCGCAGGAGCAAGCAGCUGGGGCGGCAGGACCCCCCGCCCCCCACCGGGCCCGGCCCGGCCCUCUUCCAGGCGGGCUGCAGGGGGAGAGCGCCGCUCUGUGCAAAGCUUUGGAAGCCAAUAAACGUAGUGAGCAGCUGG
Molecule: messenger RNA, 3091 nt
Organism: Varanus komodoensis (Komodo dragon)
Lineage: Eukaryota; Metazoa; Chordata; Lepidosauria; Squamata; Varanidae
Gene: SND1
Product: staphylococcal nuclease and tudor domain containing 1
Exons: 24
Coding region: 104-2824 (906 amino acids)
Biological process (GO): regulatory ncRNA-mediated gene silencing; mRNA catabolic process
Cellular component (GO): nucleus; RISC complex; cytosol
Molecular function (GO): RNA binding; nuclease activity
Source: RefSeq, a predicted model, not a curated record